Molecule: messenger RNA, 201 nt
Organism: Verticillium nonalfalfae
Lineage: Eukaryota; Fungi; Ascomycota; Sordariomycetes; Glomerellales; Plectosphaerellaceae
Exons: 3
Coding region: 1-201 (66 amino acids)
Source: RefSeq, a predicted model, not a curated record
AUGGCCGUCGCGUACAUCAGAGCCACAUACCUGGAAAAGUCUAACAUCGAGAGCUUCUUUUCUCGACUGUUCGGUGUCGGUGCUUUUACUGUAAAGCGUAAACGCGGCAGGUGGGAGUAUCAAAUCCCGAGGCGGCUCGACGCGGUACAGCAAUCGCAGCUUAUGUCGCUGGCGGCAAUCGAACAUUACGAGCAGAUCUAG